AUGGGUUCCAUUGAAACACUUGCGGUUGAAAAGCCGCUGUCUCUAAAUACCAAGGGCGCUUCUCCCCUCAAUCCAACUCAAUCAGAUUCCGCUGGUCUGCCGGCUGCAGCUACGAACGGCGCUUCACGCAAUCAUGUCCAAAAGCCCACGUUUGAACUAGAAAACCAUCCCAUCGACCGUGUCCGCCCGAUCAAAGUCGGCAUCAUUGGCGCCGGCAUUGCAGGCAUCACUGCAGGCAUCCUCCUUCCCGCCAAAUUACCCGGUCUGGAUCUUCGGAUUUAUGACAAGAACCCAGAAGUGGGCGGAACAUGGUAUGAGAAUACCUACCCCGGCGUGCGAUGUGAUAUUCCCGCCCACGUCUACCAAUCCGGGUUUGCGCCGAAUACACAAUGGACGGAGGAGUUUGCUCAGGGAAAGGAGAUCCGCGAGUACUGGCAGGGACUUGUGAAGAAGUUCCAGGUAGAUCAGUAUUUGCGACUGGAGCAGAAAGUCGCGGGGACGGUUUGGAUCCCUGAGGAGGGCAAGUGGAGAGUCACCUUGCAGGAUCUGACAGACAAUAACAGACAAUACGACGAAGACCUGGAUAUCCUCAUCCCCGCUAUCGGCCACUUCAACGCCUGGAAACUCCCCGACUAUCCCGGCAUGGACACUUUCCAAGGUGCACUUUUCCACUCCUCCAACUGGGACCACGCCGUCAACCUAACCGACAAGCGCAUCGCCCUCAUCGGCAAUGGCGCGUCUGGUCUCCAAGUCCUACCCUCCAUCCAACCCAUCGCUACCCACGUCGACCACUACGCCCGCAACCGCACCUGGAUCGCCGAUUCCUUCGGCAACGCCGCUACGGGAGUACGCCGUCUCGAGCCCAACCUCAUCUCCCAGGACCAGCUCGAGGCCUUCCGCGACCCCGACACAUACCUCCGCUAUCGCAAGUCCAUCGAACAGGGCUACUUCUCGCGCUUCGGUGCCAUCUUUAAGGACUCCCCUGAGAAUGAAUCCCUGCGUGAAAAUUGGAGCCGUCUGAUGGUCCAACGUGUUGCCGACAAACCCUCGCUCGCCGACAAACUCAUCCCCGAUUUCUACCCCGCCUGCCGUCGAGCCACCCCAGGCCCAGGCUACCUCGAGGCUUUGACCAAGCCCAACGUCGACUACAUCACCGAUCCCAUCACCACCUUCACACCCACCGGCAUCGUCGCCGCGGACGGCACCCACCGCCCCGCCGACAUCGUGAUCUGCGCAACCGGCGCCAACGUCGAUCACGCGCCCCCGUUCAGCAUUAUCGCCAAUAAUAUCGACCUCAAAUCUGCCUGGACAUCAAACGGCCUGUUUGGCUACCCAUACAACUAUCUCGGCGUCGCUGUCCCGGGCUUCCCCAACCUUCUCUGGAUCGGCGGCCCCCAGUCCACUGGUCACGGUGGCAGCGUCCCCAACAGUUUGGAAAACCAAAUCACCUACAUCGCCAAGGUGGUGCGCAAGCUCCGCGGCCACGGCAUUAAGUCUAUGGCGCCGUCGCGGCAGGCGACAGAUGACUUUGUGCAGUAUGCGGACGCGUUCUACCCCAAAACCGUCUGGACCGCCAACGAUGAUUCCGCGCCCGGGAAACGGAACUGUCGUUCGUGGUAUAAUGGUGGAAAACCCGGAGGGCGCGUCCAUGGUCUGUUUCCUGGCAGUGCAGCGCAUUUGAAUGCUCUUCGCAGGGAUCCUCGCUGGGAGGACUGGGAGUAUGAGUAUGUCAACCCGAGUGGGAAUCGGUUUGCGUUUAUGGGGAAUGGUUGGACGGAGCGGGAGAUGCAGGGCGAGGAGGUCGAUCUCACGCCUCAUUUGAUGAAGCCGGGAGAUGUAGAUUUGCGGACCUAUCUGGAGGGGUGGUGGGAUGUUUAG
Messenger RNA from Aspergillus campestris IBT 28561, 1878 nucleotides. Its product is annotated as flavin-containing monooxygenase. The record is from RefSeq and is a predicted model, not a curated record. Gene Ontology annotation, molecular function: N,N-dimethylaniline monooxygenase activity; NADP binding; flavin adenine dinucleotide binding. NCBI's taxonomy places the organism in Eukaryota, Fungi, Ascomycota, Eurotiomycetes, Eurotiales, Aspergillaceae. Bases 1 to 1878 code for a protein of 625 amino acids. The transcript is spliced from 3 exons.